AGAGGGUGGCUUCUCUCACAACUUAAAAGGGGCUCAAACCACUUCCUCCCCAGACAGGGGUAGCUGGAGACAGAGACAGAGACACAAGCACCGCCUUCCUGUGUGACUGCAGCUGCCCGGAACGCAUCAUGGACCUGGGGAAACCCAGGAAAAACGUGCUGAUGGUGGCUCUCCUUGUCAUUUUCCAGGUGUGCUUCUGCCAAGAUGAGGUCACAGACGACUACAUCGGCGAGAACACCACCGUGGACUACACCCUGUAUGAGACGGUGUGCUUCAAGAAGGAUGUGCGGAACUUCAAGGCCUGGUUCCUCCCUCUCGUGUACUCGGUCAUUUGCUUUGUGGGCCUGCUGGGUAAUGGGCUGGUGGUGUUGACGUACAUCUAUUUCAAGAGGCUCAAGACCAUGACGGAUACCUACCUGCUCAACCUGGCCAUGGCAGACAUCCUCUUCCUCCUGACCCUUCCCUUCUGGGCCUACAGCGAAGCCAAGUCCUGGAUCUUUGGUGUCUUCAUGUGUAAGGGCAUCUUUGGCAUCUAUAAGAUAAGCUUCUUCAGCGGCAUGCUGCUGCUCCUGUGCAUCAGCAUUGACCGAUACGUGGCCAUCGUCCAGGCCGUGUCAACCCACCGCCACCGCGCCCGAGUGCUUCUCAUCAGCAAGCUAUCCUGUGUGGGCAUCUGGAUGCUGGCCCUAUUGCUCUCCACCCCAGAGUUGCUCUACAGCGAUCUCCAGAAGAGGAACAGCGAGAACUCGUGGAGAUGCUCACUCAUGACUGGCCACGUGGAGGCCUUGAUCACCAUCCAGGUGUCCCAAAUGGUUAUCGGAUUCCUGGUGCCCCUGCUGGCCAUGAUGUUCUGCUACUUUGUCAUCAUCCGAACCCUGCUCCAGGCUCGAAACUUUGAGCGGAACAAGGCCAUCAAGGUGAUCAUAGCUGUGGUCGUGGUCUUCAUCGCCUUCCAGCUGCCCUACAACGGAGUGGUUCUGGCCCAGACGGUGGCCAAUUUCAACAUCACCAACAGCAGCUGUGAAGUCAGCAAGCAGCUCAACAUUGCCUACGAUAUCACCUACAGCCUGGCCUCAGUCCGCUGCUGUGUCAACCCUUUCCUGUACGCCUUCAUUGGCGUCAAGUUUCGCAGUGACCUCUUCAAGCUCUUCAAGGACUUGGGCUGCCUCAGCCAGGAGCAGCUCCGGCAAUGGUCUUCCUGCCGGCAUGUGCGGCACACCUCCAUGAGCACGGAGGCCGAGACCACCACCACCUUCUCCCCAUAGGGGGCUCCCCCGCCCGGAUUUCAAGGACCUCUCCCAGGGGCCCUAAGGUGGGGCCUGGAGCAUGUGCAAGGACUCAGGACCCACCAAAGAGCUGCUGAGGGAAGAGCAGUUCUGGCCAGUUAGGUUAACCUCAGGGCCUACGAAACCGCUUAACCCCCAACCCAUGCAUUCUACCUCAACCGAAGCUGGAAGAGACGCCGCUGAGACAAACCAGGACAGCUGUCCCCAAACCCACAGCCAAAAGUGAAAGCUGAGAGGCCAUCACACCUUCUGGAGUGAAGGGGAUGGGGCCGGUGAACACCCUGGUAGUGGAGUAGACUGCUGAGGCCUCUGAAUGAACCUUCUUCCAGCCUAGAGAGAUGGCCCAUAGAUCCAAGGACAGAGGUCACAUACUCCAAAAACCCAGGUUUUUGUCUCCAAAACCAACAUGGUGGGGUCACUUCCUGGCUUGUGGCUGGAUGGGAGCCAUCGACUGGUCUGAUUAACUCGGACUUAACACCCUCCCUCUCCCCCCCCUUCUCCAACUGUCAUCAGGCCAGCAAGAGAUAGCAGUCUCUCUAUGCUCCCUCAGAGCACCCCUGUCCCUCCCUUUUGCCCCUCCUCACUUCUUUUCAGCAAGGGGUGAUGUUUCCUGAGGGCCAGACCACAUCAUCGGGCUGAAUGCAGUCCCAGCUAGGGCUCUGGAUGACAAGAGGUUGGGUCUCUCCUCCAGGAUGGGAGGAAAAGGUCAGGGGACCGAGGAGGGGAAAUGACCCUGCUGGCUGACAAAGGCCAGCAAAGCUGCUUCUUUGUUCUCUGUCAGCAACAGAAACCUUUCCUCAUGUUCUGCUUUCGAUUUAUAAGAGCACAUAUUUUACUCAGGCACAAAUAAAAAAUUUCCCUUGAGGAAACA
Meriones unguiculatus (Mongolian gerbil) is the source of this 2157-nucleotide messenger RNA. It is a transcript of the gene Ccr7, whose product is annotated as C-C motif chemokine receptor 7. The record is from RefSeq and is a predicted model, not a curated record. Lineage: Eukaryota; Metazoa; Chordata; Mammalia; Rodentia; Muridae. Gene Ontology annotation, molecular function: chemokine (C-C motif) ligand 21 binding; chemokine (C-C motif) ligand 19 binding; C-C motif chemokine 19 receptor activity. Gene Ontology annotation, biological process: immune response; inflammatory response; chemotaxis. Gene Ontology annotation, cellular component: membrane. The transcript has 3 exons. Bases 129 to 1265 code for a protein of 378 amino acids.